AGUAGGCCCGGCAACGACACGCAUCCUGCGAAAUAGUGCUCCCUAACAACAGACAAAGCUUGACACAGUGGAUUUUAAAUAAAAGCGUUUCUCGUUCACUCCUUCAAUGACGAGAAUCUCCUCCGAAUCAACUCCAACACAGUGUUCUCAGCCUAACGGGUUGUCCCUGUCUGUGGUGUCCCCUAGACGUGAUCCUUCACCUUCUGGGGAAGAGACCGCAAUCGCUCGAAGCAGAGACUCCCGAAAGGAUCCUGUAUCAGGGCGCUGCUGUUCCUCAGGGUCCGGACGCGCUCUCCAGGUGCAGAGAGUAGGCUGUGAGCGCAGACAUGUCGGGUCGCUCUGCUGCAGAGAUGGAUGACUCGCAGGAGCUGCCCGAGCUGCCGACAAAGAAGGCCAAGCUUGAGAUAGACGGUGGACUGGAGAAAGAACCCAGUAAUUUAGGUGACGAUGGGAGUCCAGCUGCUGUGUUAGGUUCCUCAGAGCAGGAAAGCUCUUACUCUGCCCUCUCCACAGCCCAACUUGAUCCAGGUGAUCAGGAGCAGUCAGACGCAGACAGAAGGGCAGCAUCUCAAGUGUGCGGUGACUCCAUGAACUCGUAUGCACAUUCUGCCGCGGACACAACAGCCACAUCUGAAUACACCCAACAGGUUUAUCAAGGAAACAACCCAGCAGUGACGUCGUACACCAGCCAGGUGGCCUUUCCUCCUCUGGCCCAGUCCACUGUGUACUCGGCCUUCCCUCAGACAGGCCAGACCUACGGCCUCCCGCCCUUUGGUGCUAUGUGGCCAGGCAUUAAAACAGAGACAGGGCUGCCUGAGGCUCCCUCUGGUGGCCAGCCUGGGUUUCUCAGCUUCAGCACCGCAUAUACCUCAAACCAGCCAGGCCAUCUGCACUACUCAUACCCCAGCCAAGGCUCCAGCUUCACAACAUCCAGUGUGUACUCCAGCAUCCCUUCAGCUACAGCCGCCACCACAACCUCUACCACAGUGGCCCACCAGGAAUUUAGCAGCUACAGCUCUCUGGGCCAGAGUCAGUUCUCUCAGUACUACAGUCUGCCUCCCAGCUACGUGCCUGCCGGGCUGCCCAGCGGCGAAGACCACAGUGCCAGUGUGGGAGUGGCCGGAUAUUCAGCUGUGAAGUCGGAGCAGGCCGCCUCAGCUGGACUGCCCCCCAGAGAUGCGUCCCCACCGGAGAACCUCCCAGCAGGUGCGGCCCUUCCUACCAGUGUGGUCCUCCCCACUGGAGCCAGAGAUCAGGAUGAGGUUGGACGUAGGAACUCUGUUGGCAAAGCCAAAGGGAAGGCCAAGAAGUCUGAUAACUCCCCGCCUGCUGAGAGUGACCUGGAGCGUAUUUUUCUGUGGGAUCUGGAUGAGACCAUCAUUAUAUUCCACUCACUGCUCACCGGCUCCUACGCACAGAAGUUUGGCAAGGACCCAGCGACAGUGCUGAACAUGGGCUUGCAGAUGGAGGAGCUGAUCUUUGAGCUAGCAGACACUCACCUUUUCUUCAAUGACCUGGAGGAAUGUGAUCAGGUCCAUGUUGAGGAUGUUGCCUCUGACGACAAUGGACAAGAACUGAGUAACUACAACUUCUUGGCGGAUGGCUUUAAUGGUCCCAGUGGUGGAGGGGCAUCAGGAACCACAACGGGAGUCCAGGGAGGGGUGGAGUGGAUGCGCAAACUGGCCUUUCGCUACCGCCGGCUAAAAGAGAUCUACAAUAGCUACAAAGGGAAUGUUGGAGGCCUGUUGAGUCCUAUGAAGAGGGAGCUGCUUCUACGGCUUCAGUCUGAGAUCGAGAACGUUACGGACGCAUGGCUCAGCACAGCGCUCAAGUCUCUGCUGCUCAUCCAGUCCAGGGGGAAGUGUAUGAAUGUGUUGGUCACCACCACUCAGCUGGUUCCAGCUCUGGCAAAAGUGCUGCUCUACGGCCUGGGAGACGUCUUCCCCAUCGAGAACAUCUACAGUGCCACAAAAAUAGGGAAAGAAAGUUGCUUUGAGAGGAUCGUCUCUCGCUUUGGGAAGAAAGUGACUUACGUGGUUAUAGGUGACGGUCGAGACGAGGAGUUUGCAGCGAAACAGCACAAUAUGCCUUUCUGGCGGAUCUCCACUCACGGUGACCUCGUGUCCCUCCACCAAGCGCUGGAACUGGACUUCUUGUAAAGGAGGCGGCGUUGAUUGUCGCACACUAAAAGGGAAAAAUGUAGUCGUCGUCCUGUUGGUUUGUGGAGUGACCUUGCGUGACAAAAAAAAUCCUCCACGAACCCCCCAAACGACACACACGCUCGCAUAUUAGAACCACCAAUCUGCCCUCACUGACGAUAGAGACUCACUGUGAGAUGUGUGAUGGUAAUGUACUGAGGCGGACUUUGGGUCGGAGCGGACUGUGAGAAACAGACUGGAUGCAUCAUUCGGCUGAAUUAAGGUUCCUCACGCCCAGCACUCCCUCCUCUACGGCAGCUAACCUCACCACGGCUGAAACUGGCACUGAUUUGGACACAGAAGGGAAGACAUCCAUUUUUCUCCUUUUCUUUGGCCUUUUAUCUCGUUUUCUUUAUUUUAGGAACAAACAAUCCCUCUACUUUUUAUUUCUGUCUCUCUGAACAACCAAAGGGCCAUUGUCAUUUAUUGGCGCUCUCUCUCUUUUUUGCUGUAGCUUUUUAUUUUGCCUCUGUUACAAAUGAAAGAAUAUCACAUUUGUUUUAAAAGAAUCUUUUCUGGGUUGUUUUGCACUCAUUCAAAGACUUGAAAGCAUCGUAUUGCAGUAUGAAAUAAUCCCAUUCUUAUUUUCUGUUUUAUUUCCCUUUUUUCUCCCAUGUAGCCAUUCAACUAUUUAUCAGACAGUACUAGAUGUGGUUUAAAAAAAAGAUGUGUAACUCGGUCAUGACCUCCUCUCCUGACCAACCCACACCAUCAGUCAGCUGUCCUGACCUCUCCACUGUGUGUGUGUGUGUGUGUGUGUGUGUGUGAGAGAGUGUGUGUGUGAGAGAGUGUGACUUAUGACAGACCUGGACCGGCCGUUCUGUAUGACUCAGUGAAGAUCAUAAGCGGAGCGUCAUGAGCAUAGCGAUAACAAAACCUGAGCUGCGUCCCAAAUCCAUAUGAUACCCUGUCAUAGUAUAAUGUUCUAGCAGUUAGUAUACAAAAAAAUAUAAACGUACUAAACCGCUUUAUACUAACAGGAGUGCGAAGGUCAAAGAAAGUUGAACACAAAUAGAUAAAUUCACAAAUAGACUACAAAAUGUUUUAAAUCUUGAUUAAAGAUGUAAUACUUGGAGCUGUUUCACCACCAAUCACAGCUAUACUUUGAUUUAUUUAUUUCAAGCUGUGACUCGAGAAUGGUUUCAAUCAACGCAACACAAAUUCAGAAAUUGAGCGUAUUUAGUCUGCGUACUGUCUGGAUGAUGCUAUUUACUAAAAACCUGCUCAGGAUUAGUAUGUAAUACGGAUCUGGGUCCCUGCCGCUGGUGUCUCCAAAAUGUGGUGAAUUUGAAGGAAGGAAUCCUUUAUGGGAAAAGCUCCUACUUUAGGCUCCAUAAACCAUUUAAAACCUGUUGAUUAGACAGACUGUUAAGAUAAAAACAGGUUCUGUUUUAGGGCCAGCAGCUGUUUAACUCAACACACUCAACUCCUAAUAUUUACCUAACAGCAGUGGAUGGAAAGGCACAUUAAUUCGUAUUUACUUAUGCAGAUUUUCUGUAAAUUUGGUCAACAUUCGUGUUACAUUUGGAUGGAAACCCGACUGCAGAUAAGAGCUCAGUAAACAGGAUGGAAACCUAACUAGUGCGGAUCUGUAGUGGCAGGAAGGUUUAGUCUAAGCCUCUGUACCUCCCAGUGUGAACUAAACACUGAAGCUCCAACAGCAGCGAGCUCUGGUUCACCUGCAGGAUGUCAGUCCUGGUUGUGUUGCUCCUGUGUAGGAGGGCCGGUCUGUCCCCAGGGGGCCUAUUGUCCCAUAAUCCAUCCACGCUCACACCUCUCAGCCUCUGACUCAGCUGAUACAUUGUUCGCAGGAUCACAGUUCACUCAAGAGGUUUCGUUUUGAAAGUUUCCUGAGUUGUAGCAUCUCAUCACAUUAUUUGCAAACAACGCUUUGAAUUGUGGGAGGACAAUAUACCAGGACACAGACGAUAACGUGGUGGUGUAGAAUUACCUUUUGUUACUUCUACAUGUUGCUACACAAUCAGAAUAGCUUCUUUUUUUUUUUGUGACUGAAUGACAAAAGGUAAUUUACCAAAAAGUAAAUUAGACAUUUGUUUCCACAGACAUUAUUCAACAUGUUAAAUUUGAUAUAACUGACAUUCAUUGUAUUAGUGACCUAAAACUAGAGCUGCAACUAACAACUAUUGUUAUUACUGCUUAAUCUGCAUUAUUCAAUUAGAUAACAUCUUUAAUUUAUGUCUGAUCAAAACUCCAAAACCCAAAGAUAUUCAAUUUACCAUCAUAGAGGAAUAAUAAUAAAUAUUAUUAUCAAUAUAAGUGAUUUUUAUUUAAUUUUUUUGUACUUUUGCUUAAAAGAAUUACUAAAACAAUUUUUAAAACUGAAUAACAACCUCAGCUAUUAUUCAAACCUUGGGGAAUUUUAGUUACGUCAGACAACUGCAGUCCCACAAUUACUUCAUCGCUCAGCCACAUGACAACCCCACGACCCGGUUGGACGAUGACGGUGCAAUACGUUUCUACUUUGCUCAUUAACUGUCUUUAAGGGAUUUUUUUUUCAUCUGUAGGUGGCGAGGGAAACUGGAAGUGGGGGGAGGGGGGUUCGACUUCCUCCUGGACUGUUUUGAGAUUACGACUGAACAAUACUGAGCCUGAAGAUUUAUUUACACCCAUGCAGCUUUGACCGUUAAGAAUGUGUAUUUCUGUGUAAUUUCAUUGUGUGUCUCGAGUGACUGUGCAUAUUUAUAUUAUUGUGCCUUUAACCAUCAUCUGUAUGCAUAAUCUCAAAGGGAAAUAUGUAAGAUUUUUGUUUGAUACAUUUAUCACUGCAUUGUUAUAUUAUCCAGUGUUAACUUACUUUUUUUUUUAAUUCAUACUUUUUUUUAGGUGCUGUUGAGACUUUUUUUGUUUUGUUACUAGACUAUUUUUGAUUUGAUUGUCCUGUCUGCACUGUAUUUGAAAGGUCUCCUAAAAAACCAUAUAUAUCCUUUUUUUGGGAGAAAAUGUUCAUGUAAAUUGUUCAGUGUUUUUAAAAAAAGGGCUUAAGAUGGCUAACAGUUGCUUUGCUAUCAGAUAAGUUCUCAAAAUGUAGAUAUCUCAAAUUGGAGUGACGAUGCGUUCAGUCUCAUUUUCAACAUUAACGUCUGGUUCGUGUUAGAUUCUUUUUUGCUUCCUUUUGAAAAGGAGAUUGCAUUUAUUCUGUUGCUGUGAAACGCUUCGAAUCGCUUAGAGACAAUCACAAUCUACAACACAUAGUAUUUUUAAUGCAGAUCGGAUUACUAAAGGGAAAGGGAUGUUCAACAAAGUGUCGCUUUGUUCGAGAAAUGAGCGAAUCUCAGUCCCGACACACGUUAGAGAAAAUGGAGAGACCGUAUGCAAUCUUUCUGCAUUUUUUCUGCUUAUUGAAUGUGUUUUCUGUUUAUUUCUCUACUUUGUCUGCAUGUCAUGUUUGUUUUGUAGUUUUUAAGUAUACCAUGGCUGUCGUAAAAAGAAAAAAGACCAUGCAAUGUUUAAGGGGCUAUAUUCUUCUGUGUGUCCUCUUUUUCUUUCCAAUGCCAAAUACUGUUUUAAAUGCUGUUAUUUUUUUGUAUUUCAUCUCAUUUUCAAGGACCUGUGAGGCCACAUAGGGUCAUGUAGAAAGCCUGAAUAUGAUCCUAUAAACAGAACACAUCAUAAUCGAUGCUAAUUUAAUUACAAUAAUCACUAUUUUCCCCCACAGUAACUGUCUGGGACCUCGACACAGUCCUGUAAGGUUUCCUUGUGUACCUAAGACUCUCAAUACAGUGUAAAUAAAUUUAAAAAGAAGUUUCAAA
Messenger RNA from Morone saxatilis (striped sea-bass), 5968 nucleotides. It is a transcript of the gene eya3, whose product is annotated as EYA transcriptional coactivator and phosphatase 3. Lineage: Eukaryota; Metazoa; Chordata; Actinopteri; Moronidae. Gene Ontology annotation, biological process: multicellular organism development; negative regulation of extrinsic apoptotic signaling pathway in absence of ligand; cell differentiation. The record is from RefSeq and is a predicted model, not a curated record. Gene Ontology annotation, molecular function: protein tyrosine phosphatase activity. Gene Ontology annotation, cellular component: nucleus. The transcript has 20 exons. The coding region runs from base 327 to 2159 and encodes 610 amino acids.